Tribolium castaneum (red flour beetle) is the source of this 4153-nucleotide messenger RNA. RefSeq lists its product as uncharacterized. The record is from RefSeq and is a predicted model, not a curated record. The transcript is spliced from 7 exons. NCBI's taxonomy places the organism in Eukaryota, Metazoa, Arthropoda, Insecta, Coleoptera, Tenebrionidae. Gene Ontology annotation, molecular function: protein binding. The coding region runs from base 296 to 3919 and encodes 1207 amino acids.
AGUCGGUCAUUCAAGGUAGUAAGUUCAAAGAUAGCCUCAGGUGCACACACACACAUACACACACCUGCCAGGCCUCCGAGUCGGUGCCUCACAGAUAGUCGCAUGUUCGUCCACCUGUCGGGUGUAAACAAAGUAGUCCGUGGUGCAGUGUGAUCGUCACAUGUUUUUCCCGGUUUUCGCUUGUUUCGGGAUGGGUGAUGGUGCUGUGCUGGGAUUAAGGGACACGGAUUAGGGACACUGGGACCAAACCGCAAUGAAGAACGGCCGUUGAGAACCUCCGUGAAAAACGUUCGAAAUGGCACCGCAUUCUCGCAGUUUGUGGUUGGUGCUGGUGCUCAGGGCCGGGCUGGCCAGCGCUCAGGAGGCCGCCUGUUACGGAUCUGGAUCCAUCGCGCUCUCGGUCAUCCUGUCCGUCGUCUUCACGGCCGUUCUGUUGGCGGCGCUGCUCUACCUCUGGGGGAAGUACCGGAAACGGAAGGAGCUCAUCCUCGAAACCGACCCCGAGAAAGGCAAAGGCGGCGAAUACGCAUUCGACAAUCCAGCGUUCAAAGAUCCUGGACUAACUCCGAUCGGGAAAUUGGAGAAGGAAAAGGUCGACGCGAACAAGACGAAAUGGACGCAGUGGCCGCCCCUGACGGCCCUCACCACCAAGUCCGAGAAAAAGAAGACUUUGGAUGACAGUGCCAUUGAUGGAAAUUUGGUGAAAGUGGUGGCGUUACGCAGCCAUGAUUUCACCGGUCUGGGGUUCAACAUUUGUGGCAACAUGAAAGAAGGGAUUUACAUCAAGGAUGUCCUGCACCGAGGGCCUGCCUCCGAGUCAGGCAAACUCAAUCCCGGUGAUAGAAUCAACAGUGUCACCAUUAGUUUCGAACACAUGGUAUACGAAGAUGCUUUAACAAUUUUAAGUUAUGCUAGUCCCUAUGAAGUCAUAAUCGAAGCACGAGGCGGGAAAAUGUUCCAAACAAGUGGGCAAGGGGCCCAACCAAGUCACCCCGUGUACAGGAGCUCCUCUUGUACGGAACUCUUCCAAGUUAACUCCGCCAAACGUAAAUUAUUUGGCACCGAAGAACACUCCGGUUCCCUCAGUUCGAACUACUCAAGUCUCCAGAAAUCUAGAAGUAACAUGACGACCCUUGAACGCAAGGAAUCCGAAUCUCCCCGAAACCGCCCCAAGAAAAACCCCCCGAAGACACAAAUGUCCCCCGAACAGUUAAAAACGCAGCUUGAGCAAAGAAUAAUGUCAGACCACCAACACAACUUGAAAAACAAAGUCGAGCCAAAAGUUGAAAUGGAGGUCCAAAAAACCGAGAACAAGUUGCAAAAAUUCGGCAUUAGGGUCCUCCCGCCUGAGAAGAGCCCCAAAUCGGCCGAGCUGUCCCAAAACGAGAACAACCUCAACUUGGAGAAACUCCCCAUCGGACUUGACGAAGUCGACGAUAAGAAACCACAAGUCAAAAAGCGGGAACGCAAACUAACCCCCGAAAUUUUCGAUCGGGACCAUGUGUACAACAGUUCCGGGAUCAAACGGGACGCCAACGGAAUCCCCCAGGAGAUCCCCAACUACAUGAUGAACGCGGCCGUUGCCGCCCGCAGUAACCGCAAAAGCUCGGUCAAAGACGAGGAGGACAAAACCCCCAAGAAAACCAAAGGCAAGGCGCCGUCACCUCCCGAAUCCAAAAACCUGGAUGAGAUACAACCAGUUGACGAUUUCGAGGAAAUUGCUCCCAAGCCCACCCAAGACGACUUAGUUGAGGAGAUUGAGGUCGAGCUGAGGAACAAAACAAUGAAAGACUACAACUCGGACUCGGACCUUGAAACCGACAAUCACUCCUCUGUCAACACCAUCGAGCUGAAUUCGAGCGACAUCACCAUCCACCACGCCGAAGACACCGAAGACCGCCAAAACCGCAGGACUGCAAGCACCGGCGACUUGACCAAGAUCCAGCGCACGCGGAAAUCCAGCACUGGCACCCUGGAGCGCGCCCAGAGCCUGGACAUCACCGACACCAGCAUACCAACCCUGACCAAGAAGCGCAAAGGGAGGAUCGAGGACGACUUGAUGGCUUCCGAGGAGGAUAUUUUCGGAAAAGUGGUGAUGAGUAAAGAACCCCGCCUGUCGCUGAUGCUCGACGGCUUGAACACGUUCCAGCGAAACCGCCUGAAGAAGUCAACCGAGUGGGGGAACCUCGAGGACGCCAUCCUCAAGCUGAACCAAGAGGACGAAAGCGACCCGAAGACCGACCUGGACCUCAGCGGCAAGACCGAGGAAAUCGACGCUGUCGUGAACAAAAUCAACGAAAUCAAGCGCGAGUCCCUGGAGGUGCAGCCGCCCAUCAAGGAGGAGACCCCGCCGCCGAAGCCCGAGAAGAAGGUCAAGAACCAGAUCUGGCCGUUCGAGACCAAGUCGAACGGAAGUGCCAUAGUGGAGGAUAACCCGCGGCUUGCCUCCGUGGAGAAGCGGCAGCGGAAGCCCCCGAUUUUGGACCCAGUGAAGCCGGCGGUUCCCGAAAAGAAGGACCACCUCCUGGCGAAAAAAAUCCCCAGUGUACCUGAACCGGAGGAGGAAGUGGUCAAGUUGAACGCGAUUGACUUGACAAGGAAUUUUAUCUUCACGGAGAGGAUCGCCUGCAGUCAGGACGACGACGAUACGAACGUCUCCGACGAUAUUAAGGUCUCCAGGCACUCCUUGGGGAGCCUGGAGCGGGCAAAGUCCGACGACGCCAAGAUAAACGUUAGCAAUGUCACUGUUAAUAAUCUCCGACCGCAAAGCGAGGAGAAUCUGCACAGUUUGGAAAUUGACACGACUGAGCCCGAGUUGUACACCACGGCGCUUGAUAGUACGGUUAAACCGGAGCCCGAAACGCCCAAAGUCACGAUAAGUACCCCCGACAUCAUCAAAAAUGUCACAAUCGCCGAAGCGAUAAAUAAGUUAAACAACGAUGUGAUGGUUCAGGGACCGUCGUCACUGACUUUGGAGAUUUCGAACGAUGCGGAAAUCAAGGACAAUCGAUUUAUGGUCGAUGUUAAACCGGAUCGAGUGAAGAAGGAAGAUUCGGGAAGCGAGACGAAGAGUUUUGAGGACGAUAGUAGCAAAAGUAACUCGUCCCUGACUUACAUCACCGAGAUCCAGGUCUUGACUCCUAACAACUCGACCAGUACCAACAUUUCUGAGAUCGAAAUCAUCCCCAAUGUUAACAGCAAUAGCAAUGGCAAAACCCUGGACCUGGAGCACGAAUUCGAGGACUACGUCCGCAACUUCGAAUCCAACGUGAAAACCUUCGAGUCCAACAUCCAAAAGUUUGAAAACCACCUGGACUCGACCCCGAAACCCGACUUGAAGAGCAUCAUAAUAACGGAAAACGACGCCGAAAAGGAACUCCACAAAAUCCAAGAAAUCGCAGAGGAGCAACUGAAGAAACUCCCCGAAAUGCGCUUCACAACAUCCAGCUACGAGCCAUCGAAACUCCCGGAGAAGCGCCAGUCGCAGAUCGAGCUCCUGCGUUCAAACUUCGAGAAAAGCCCGCCCAAGUCCAAGCCAGACACGCCCAAGUCGCGCAUUCCCAUCGCGACCACGGCCAAAACUCCGCCCACCUCGCCGGAAAGGCGCGAUUCGCGCAAUCUGGACAUGGAAAACGACAAGGACAUCCUCGAGUUGAUGUCGUCGACGGUCCACUCCACCCCCAAGAUAAAACCGCCCAAAAACGUCACAGUCACUUCGAUUCGGAGCAAUUCGAAGAUUCCGUCCGGACUGCCCGUUUUGGGCGGGAGGCCGGCGGUGCCGCCCCGUAGGCAGGAGGAAGACCACGUGGUGCAGGUCUCGACCAAUGGCGGAGUGGAGAGUAGUUUUAAGCAGUGGGUGUUUAAUCCCACCGAUGCCGUGACGAAUAUCGUCGUGGCUGAGAGUAAACAGCAGAAGUGAUGAUACGUGCAAUGGAAGAGGCGGCUCAAUUUAGUGUAGUGGAAUUAUUUAUAUAAAAACGUAGUUGUAUAUAUUUGUAAAAGUAAUGUUUAUGUAUGUGCUAUUAUUUUAAGCUGAUGAUUUUGUUGGUUUAUUUUGUAAUUUUAAUCGAGGGUGACUAUACAUUAAUAACAAAAAGUACAUGUUUUUCUAACCAGAGAUAGAUAUAUCCAAUAAAUGAAAUUAAACCCAAAA